AUGACGGCUAUGGCAAGCUUCGACGACUGGUUACGGGCUCCUGCUGUGCUUCCCAUGCCAUUCCGAAGCUUCACUCUAAGCUUUGCACCGCCGCUAACCCAAACUCCGCGGCCCUCUGCACAGGACAUCGCCAAGCUCCGCACCAGCAUCAAGGAGGCUGAGGAGCGGCUUCGGGUCAAGCAGCUACUCGCCGAGGUGCUGGAAAAGCUUCAGCUUGGUGAGGAGGAGGUGGAGAAAGUCGCAGCGGCGGCUACGCCGGAACAGCCUUCCUCGGAGGCCGUGGCGAAGAUGGAGAAGGCGAACGCUUCAGCGCAGAUGAAGCUUUCGACCACCUUGAACUUGGUCGAGAUCAAGCUCAAAAGCGCUCAGGGCUUUCUGCAAGAGGAGCUCACCGCCAUGCAGCUUCGCAUCAAGAAGGCAGAGAAGAAGCUGGAGAAGGUCAUCGCGGCCGCCACCGAGCAGAAGGAGCGGCUGAGGGCAUCCGAGCUGAUCGCCCAAUGUUUAGACAAGGCAGACACCUGCGAGGCGGCUUUGCGCAAGGCCUCCGAAGCAGAGCUGCCUUUCCUGAAGGGUACCGAGGCGCUGUCGUCGGCCGAAACCCAGAAGGCCGUGGCAGACUGCGAGGCCGCGGCGGCAGUGGCACAGAAGGCGAUAACCGAUGCCCGAGCUGUGACGCUGCAGAAUCUUGCGGCCGCAAAGGAGUUCGCAAACGGCGCCGACGAGUUCUGCACAAAGGACCUGCUCCUACUCCAGAAGCGCUUGGACGGCAUGGCCGGGAAGCUCUCCGAGCUGAAGAAGGAGACUGCCGACAGAAAACGCAAGGCCCAGCUUGGAGCCUCGGCGGAGAAAGUCGCAGACGUCGAGGCCGGAGUUGCGAAGCUGGCUGCGACGAUGCAGAGCUUCUCGGACGAUAGCCUCACGCAGCUCAGUAGCCCAGAGGCAGGGAGACCGUCUGUCAUGGAAGGGAAGGCCCUGAGUCUUGGCUUCACUCACUGGGCCAAGCCAGAUCUCCGAGUCGCUGUCCCGAAGAGGGGUGCGGAGCGCCCUUACGAGUGA
Messenger RNA from Symbiodinium sp. CCMP2456, 1056 nucleotides. Lineage: Eukaryota; Dinophyceae; Suessiales; Symbiodiniaceae. The record is from the annotation of a GenBank genome assembly.